This is a messenger RNA of Suillus subalutaceus, 1518 nucleotides long. RefSeq lists its product as uncharacterized. NCBI's taxonomy places the organism in Eukaryota, Fungi, Basidiomycota, Agaricomycetes, Boletales, Suillaceae. The coding region runs from base 445 to 1518 and encodes 357 amino acids. The transcript is spliced from 15 exons. The record is from RefSeq and is a predicted model, not a curated record.
CUGCUUACAUCAUCAUAGCGGAUUGGACCUAAACUAUCAUGAUACUAACAUGCUUUGCUGGCUUGCACUUGGCUUGUACGACAGUUUUACUGGGUCUGAAUCGGACCCUCGGGCCUCGGACAAGUCUGGACUCUGAACAAGCUUGAAAUCCUUACUCGAAUCAUGUUCAAAAUUUUAAAUUCAAAGUGUUGUUUUCGUUGAAAAACGAUGCCUUCCAUGAUCCUCCGUUCCACCACCGUGACAGUCUCGCUUCCUCUCCCUAUCGAAAGUGGAGUGUCAGGGUCGUAGAGUCCUAUUUGCAGAAGCCUUCGUCAUAAGUUUGCUCGGACGGAGCCUUGGUACAUCCAAGUCUACCUCAUCAUCCGCCUCCCUGAUCUAUUGAGGACACAUCUGCCUGACGCAGAGCUACCAUACCAGAAUCAACGCGGCUUUCAUCUAUACACGAUGGAACAGAAUUUGGUUAUAAACAGCACAGCAUCGGAGAAGUAUAUGCGAAUAGCAUCUAUCUCCAUCGCAUUUUACGAUUAUAUCCUCACACUCCCUGCAGAAUGGCGCUUUUACCGAAGCCAAUCGUCAAUUUUUCACAUGAGUCUAUCCUGCGUCUUGCUUAUUCUCAUACGCUAUGUCAGUAUCGUUACUAUAGUAACCAGCAAUUACGGAUACUUCUCCUCCCACUUCACCCAACAAGCGUGUCAACAAUAUUAUCUUGUUGCGCCUAUCUUCAAAGUCGUACAAACUAUGAUAUCACAGGCCAUCCUAGGUGUCAGGACCUUCAAUGUUGCGAGGAGAGAUAGGCGUAUUGGAAUUGCCCUGUUGCUGAUAUACUUCUUCUUAGUUUUGGUGGAGUGGUUUACCAAUAUAUUUGGGCGGGCCCCUGUUGUUAUUGAUCGUAGCUGCACUCCAGCAGAUGCUGGUAGAACAUUGUCAACGUGGUUCUUCUACCUCGCCCCGAUGUUGUAUGACAUCGUGAUGGUGACGAUUUCUACCAAGCACCUUCUGCAUUAUAAUCCUUUGAGUAGUAGAGUGGAACGGCUGAUACGGGUCCUGAUCUAUGACGGUGUUGGAUAUUUUCUCGUGUUGUCUGUGUCGAACAUACUGAACCUCAUCCUUUAUCAUACGACCGAUUUCCAGACGCAGUCGGCAGGGGCAUCAAUGGGUUAUGCUGUGACGUGGAUAAUGAGUCAACGGAUCCUCAUCCAUAUACGAGAAAUGACAGAGCUAGACCCUCAACACUUGGAAAACGUGGUCAUCGCGCGUCCCACGCUCACUGCACGGGCAAAAAUGACAUCUGGUCUCCGCUCACAGUUCGAAUCCAAGAGCCAGUCGAAAAACUUGAAAAACUCCAGAGAUGCAGACUUCGCGCCCACAUCGCCUCGCAGUGGGAAUGCUAAUACCAUGGAGCUCGGUAUACGUGUACGCGUCGAGCGCUCGGUGGUCCAAAACCAUACGCCUGCGGAUGAAUCUGAUCGUUCAAGUCUGUGGGAGACGAAAGGCAUUGGCGCGGAACAAGAAUCGUAA